Messenger RNA from Vitis vinifera (wine grape), 1145 nucleotides. RefSeq names its product transcription factor HEC2. Bases 202 to 960 code for a protein of 252 amino acids. The transcript has a single exon. Gene Ontology annotation, molecular function: protein dimerization activity; DNA-binding transcription factor activity. NCBI's taxonomy places the organism in Eukaryota, Viridiplantae, Streptophyta, Magnoliopsida, Vitales, Vitaceae. The record is from RefSeq and is a predicted model, not a curated record. Gene Ontology annotation, biological process: regulation of DNA-templated transcription.
UACUUUCUAUAGCUGUUUUAUUCUUUUUCUUUUCCCUUUUUUUAAUCAAACUUUUCGUCAUCUCCUUGCUCUGCAUAUUUCUGAUUCAUAAAACCCUACUUUCUCUAGGCCGUCUUCUCUGUCUUCCCCAACCCUUGCUGUUCCCAGUCUUCAGUUUCUCUCUUAUUUCGUUAUUGAAUCUAGGGGAAAGCGUGAGGAUCCAUGGAUAUUGAUGUGCUAAAAUCGACAGUACAAGAUCAGAUGGACAUGAUGUCAAUGAUGAUGCAAAUGGACAAGCUUCCUGAACUCUUUGGACCCUACCAGGAGCCUUCCGAAUUGCCGGAGAUGGAAUUCUCCGGCGGUGCAACUGCCACCACCAUAGGAACUGCACCGCCCAUGUUCCAUAGCCCUCUCAUAAAUCCAUCUUCCUCCAUAUCGUUUAUGAGCACCCCAGUCCAAGAACCCAUGACACCACCUCUUCUUCCCCAUGUGGGCUCUGGGAGAUUGAAAAGUGCCGGUGAAUUAUGCGGUGUAAAUCCAUUUUCACCUCCCUCAGAGAAGAAAAACUCCAUGGCAGCAAUGAGAGAGAUGAUAUUCUCAAUUGCCGUGAUGCAGCCCAUUCACAUAGACCCCGAGUCUGUCAAGCCACCCAAGAGGAGGAACGUGAAGAUAUCCAAGGAUCCGCAGAGCGUGGCGGCGAGGCACAGGAGGGAAAGGAUCAGCGAGAGGAUAAGGAUUCUGCAGAGACUAGUACCAGGAGGAACCAAAAUGGAUACAGCCUCAAUGUUGGAUGAGGCUAUUCAUUAUGUGAAGUUUCUGAAGAACCAGGUACAAUCACUGGAAAGGGCAGGAGCCCAUAGGCCAAUGGGUGUUGUUGGGUUCCCAGCAACCACAACCUCAAUGGCCAAUCCCAAUUACUCAUCUUUGGCCAAAGCUUUCCAGACUUCUCCGAUGGUGGGCUCUAUGCAGAUGUUUAGGUGAGAGAGAGAGCAAGAGAGAAAUUGUGAGUUACAAUUAAUUGUUUUGGACAUAUGUAUUGAGCAGACUGCAGAGGGCAUAGAGAGUUUUUACCUCAUCCUAGUGUAAUUCUCUAACCGUUUCUAAAUCCCUGUGCUUGUUGUAUCAAUGCCUCUCUCCAUGCAGAAAAUGAUAGACUCAGGUGUCUU